CUCAUCACGCAACAGCUGCCUCAUACUUCCUCGUGCAGCAUCAUGCUGAGCCAGCUGAGGUUGCCAGAUCUGGACGAUGUGGGCCAGUACCUCAGGGGUCUGUCCACGCCCACGUUGGUUAGCGUGGGAGCCGUGGCGGCCGCAACCACCUUCUACCUGGCAACGCGGCCCAAAGCCCUCCCUCCUGUCUGCAACCUCCACAUGCAGUCAGUGGAGGUUCCGGGAGGAGAGCUGGUGCGUCGAUCAGCUCUGCUGAAUGGAGACGGUCACAUGACACAUUUCUACAACGACGCCAGAACCAUGUAUGAAUUCUUCCUCAGAGGGCUCCGAGUUUCCAAUAAUGGUCCCUGUCUGGGCUCCAGGAAACCCAAACAGCCUUAUGAAUGGAUGUCCUACAGAGAGGUAAUGGAGCGAACAGAGAAUCUGGGUUCUGCAUUUCUUCACAAAGGACACUCCAAGACCAGCGAUCCCUACAUCGGUAUCUUCUCUCAGAACAGACCAGAGUGGACAAUCACUGAGCUGGCGUGUUACACUUAUUCUCUGGUGUCAGUCCCUCUAUAUGACACACUGGGAACUGAAGCCAUCCACUACAUCAUAGACAAAGCCUCCAUCUCCACAAUAGUGUGUGACGUGGUAGAUAAAGUCAAUCUGGUGCUGGACUGCGUUAAGGACAGGAAACACACAGUGAAAACCAUCGUUGUUAUGGAGACACCCAGCGCAGACCUGGUCCAAAGAGGCCAACAAGCUGGGAUCCACGUGGUCAGCCUGCAGGACAUGGAGGCUAUCGGGAAGACCAACCAUCACCAACCACUGCCUCCCCAAACUGACGACAUGGCAGUCAUCUGUUUCACCAGUGGAACAACAGGGAACCCAAAGGGAGCGAUGUUGACACACGGGAAUAUUGUGUCCAACUGCUCCUCCUUCAUCAAAAUAACAGAGGGUAGCUGUCCGUUGCGUCACAAUGACGUCCACAUUUCAUUCCUUCCCUUGGCUCAUAUGUUUGAGAGAGUAGUACAGGGAGUGAUGUUAGUACAUGGAGCCAGGAUCGGGUAUUUCCAGGGAGACAUCCGACUGCUGUCAGAUGACCUGAACACACUGAAGCCCACUGUGUUCCCCGUGGUACCCCGACUCCUAAACAGAAUGUAUGAUAAGAUCUUUGGGCAAGCCAACACCUCUGUGAAGCGCUGGCUGCUGGGAUUCGCUUACAGGCGGAAGCAGGCAGAGAUGUUGAAAGGCAUCGUGAGGAGGGACAGUAUCUGGGAUCGACUCAUCUUCAAGAAAGUCCAGGCCAGCCUCGGAGGCCGCGUGCGUCUCAUGAUAACAGGAGCUGCUCCCAUCUCUCCUACUGUCCUCAGCUUCCUCAGAGCUGCAAUAGGCUGUCAGUUCUAUGAAGGCUAUGGACAAACAGAGUGUACAGCAGGAUGCACUUUGACUAUGCCUGGUGACUGGACUGCAGGUCACGUUGGAGCUCCUCUUCCCUGUAACUCAGUCAAGCUGGUGGAUGUGGCUGAGAUGAACUACCUGGCUGUAAAUGGAGAGGGAGAGGUGUGUGUGAAGGGUCCUAACGUGUUCCAGGGUUACCUGAAUGACCCGGAGAAGACUGCAGAGACUAUCGAUACAGAGGGAUGGGUGCACACGGGAGAUAUUGGGAAAUGGCUUCCGAACGGUACUCUGAAGAUCGUGGACAGGAAGAAGCACAUCUUUAAACUGGCGCAGGGCGAGUACAUUGCUCCUGAAAAGAUAGAGAACCUCUACAUCAGGUGUGAUGCAGUGGCACAGGUCUUUGUGCAUGGUGACAGUCUGCAGGCGUGUCUGGUAGCAGUGGUGAUUCCUGACCAUGAGUUCCUGCCUGGCUGGGCCAAGAGGACUCUGGGACUGACUGGCAGCUACAAAGAACUAUGUGACAGAACGGAAGUUAAGAAGGCCAUCUUGGACGACAUGGUGCGGCUGGGGAAAGAAGGAGGCCUCAAGUCCUUUGAGCAGGUGAGGGACAUCUACAUCCACACUGAGCUGUUCUCGGUGGAAAACGGACUGCUCACUCCAACCCUGAAGGCCAAGAGGAACGAAAUGAGACAACACUUCAGAUCCCAGAUAGAUGAGCUGUACUCUGGGAUCAACAUGUAGAAGAAGAAGAGAGGAACUCUACCAAAGCUGUUUAGAUGGAGUCCUCCUCACAGACCAAAAGCAUCAUAAGCCUGUUUAAACCUCAUGGCUGGUAACAUUAAAAACAACAGGAGCAGCUGUAUGUUGCUGUAUGUUAAUGUAACUCAAAGGCUUGAGAUCAAAAU
Scomber japonicus (chub mackerel) is the source of this 2288-nucleotide messenger RNA. RefSeq names its product long-chain-fatty-acid--CoA ligase 1-like. Gene Ontology annotation, biological process: long-chain fatty-acyl-CoA biosynthetic process; very long-chain fatty acid metabolic process; long-chain fatty acid metabolic process. Lineage: Eukaryota; Metazoa; Chordata; Actinopteri; Scombriformes; Scombridae. Gene Ontology annotation, molecular function: arachidonate-CoA ligase activity. Gene Ontology annotation, cellular component: endoplasmic reticulum; membrane. Bases 43 to 2124 code for a protein of 693 amino acids. The record is from RefSeq and is a predicted model, not a curated record. The transcript is spliced from 20 exons.